Molecule: messenger RNA, 2720 nt
Organism: Actinia tenebrosa (Australian red waratah sea anemone)
Lineage: Eukaryota; Metazoa; Cnidaria; Anthozoa; Actiniaria; Actiniidae
Source: RefSeq, a predicted model, not a curated record
CUCACGAUUGUGAGUCAUUUGUAGAGGACCGUUACGUUUCGACUGCAAACUGCUGGUCUUCAUAAGGCGAUGUAAUGGUGUAGACUGGAUGGUGUGCCUGUCCGAUAACACUCAUCGGAACAUCUGUGCUCUCAUCGAUAGGUCGGUUCGUGUUGAGAUUGGCUGUUUGUAACGAAACGCUCGUUCCGGGACGAUAUUCCAUACCUGUACCAUGUGAACGUGGUACGAACAUUAGCUCAUUCCGUAAUGAAACCGCUCUCUCCGGAAGACUGAAACCGGAUGAGUGACGCAUGCGUAUCAGACAUGCGUUCAGUGAUGCCACUGAACGCACUGUAUCUUCACUGGAACACAUGAAUAUUCUACACAAAAUCGAGCCUAACUAAUGAGAAACAACUCGAAACACGAUACAUUACAAGAACAUUAAUAUUUAAUGUUGAAUGUACCAGAAAUUUGACAAAACACCUGCUUCUUGUAAGUAGCUCAAAGUUCGUCGCACAAUGAAUCUAUUCCACCGCAAACCAAAAUGCACGUUGGAAACUGUAUUGGCAAUCUUAUUUGCAGUUGUUUCUGUUAAGGGUGAUGGUGGCUGUAGGGUCCUCGAUUACCUCGACUGCAUCAAAAACAAAACCUUCGUGGGUCACGUGAUCAGGACUUUCAGAAUCUUAGCACCCGGACUAGAGGAUUGCCAGCACAAAUGCUAUAUGGAAGACAACUGUGUGUCGUACAACUUGGGUCCAGUGGAAGGGAUGGCAAGAUCAUGUGACCUGAAUGACGCUGAUCAUUGGAUGUGGCCGAAUCACGUGGUACCAAAAAAGGGGUUUGAAUACUGUCCUAUCAAGAACCCUUGUUCGUCUAGUCCAUGUCCAUCCAACAAGAUAUGUAUGCCUGACUUUUCAUGGGAUAGCUUUAGCUGCGUUGAUGGCAUUUGGGCUCAAUGGGGUUCAUGGACCACGUGCCAUCUCCCGGAUUGUCCCAGGACUCGAAAACGAAACUGUACCAGCCCUACAGCACCUCAGAAUAUCGGUGCCAACUGUGUCGGCCUAGCGUUAGCUUCCAAGGAAUGUAGAACACAAACGCUAGACACAACAGGAUGCGAAACUGCGCUUGGGAUGGAAAAUCGAACCAUACUCGACUCCCAGAUCACUGCGUCAUCAUUUGAAAGGAACUACACAAUGUAUGCCCCACAGGGAGCCCGACUUAACAAUCAGUACGUUCGGUACGGUACCUGUGGUGCGUGGGCACCAACUAAGGCUGUAGGCGAGUAUAUACAGGUUGAUCUUGGUAGAGUCAAGACGGUUACUAAAAUUGCCACACAAGGAAGACCCACUAGUGCCCAAUGGGUGACCGAGUACAGUGUGUCUUACAGCAACGACACAAGGGACUGGACAAACUACUAUGGAGACUGUGUUAAGAAAUUUCCUGGAAACUUUGAUCAGAACACAGUGGUGGCCAACAAGAUCGAGAUACCGAUCAUUGCUCGAUACAUUCGUGUCAUUGUACUAAAGUGGCAACAUCAUCCUUUAAUGAGAAUGGAGCUGUAUGGUUGUACCCCACCAUGAAACACGAACAAAUACCAAGAAAGUACCUUGUUUUAAAGCCACAAUUAGAACCUUGUCUUCACAGAUACCUGAUGCAAGACAUCCUUUAUGGAGCUGUAUGGUUGUACCCCACCAUGAAACACGAACAAAUACCAAGAAAGUACCUUGUUUUAAAGCCACACUGAAUUAUAGAACUUUGUCUUCACAGAUACCUGAUGCAAGCCAUCAUUUAUGGAGCUGUAUGGUUGUACCCUACCAUGAAGCACGAACAAAUACCAAGAAAUGCCUUGUUUUAAAGCCACAACUAGAACUUUGUCUUCACAGAUCACCUGAUGUUGGCCAUCAUUUAUGAAGCUGUAUGGCGUACCCCACCAUGAAGUACAAAGAAGCACCAAUAAAUGUCUUGUUUUACAGCCACGACCUGAUGUCAGCUAUCAUUUAUAAACUGUAUACAUGGCUGUACUCCACCAUGAAGCACGAACAAACACCAAGAAAUGCCUUGUUUUAAAGCCACAACCUGAUGUCAGCUAUCAUUUAUAAACUGUAUGGCUGUACCCCACCAUGAAGUACGAACAAAUACCAAUAAAUGCCUUGUUUUAAAGCCACAACCUAAUGUCAGCUAUCAUUUAUAAACUGUAUGGCUGUACCCCACCAUGAAGUACGAACAAACACCAAGAAAUGCCUUGUUUUACAGCCACAAUUAAAACUUUGUCUGCACAGAUACCUGAUGCAAGCCAUCAUUUAGGGAGCUGUAUGACGGAUCAUAUAUUAUUUCACGCCGCAAUUUCCCCAGGGAAAAUUGAAAUUAAAAAAAAACAAAACAUAACUCUACUUCCUCUUAUCCAAUUUCAAAACGGUUUUCAAUUUAAUAUUGUAACCAAGAAGGGAACAAUAUAAAAUGACUUUUUAGGGUUUUCUAAGAAUUCAACAUGAUCGCCAUGGAUUCUUGUCUUUAAGUACCCUUAUUACCCUUAAGUACCCUUAAGGCCCUUUACAUUGGCUCGGUGAUUUGAGCUGCAAGUCACGGUAUAAAUGUCAUCUAUUCACGGCAUCACACAGCAUUCAAUAUUCAACUUAGAAAUCAGUCUCGAUCGAGCGACCAUCGUUAUUAAAUAUUUGAUCGAUGUUUUACAUCAUGUAAAAUAAGCUUGAAUGAUGUACUUAUUAUCUGAGUAUGUUUCA